Molecule: messenger RNA, 513 nt
Organism: Leucoraja erinaceus (little skate)
Lineage: Eukaryota; Metazoa; Chordata; Chondrichthyes; Rajiformes; Rajidae
Product: lamin-A-like
Exons: 2
Source: RefSeq, a predicted model, not a curated record
AGCAGAGGCUUUAAAUGAGGCGGAUCUGAGACCGCGACUCACACACAGACAGUGACACAGACACAGAGACAGCGAGCGCUGGGACUGACACUGACUCACUCACACACACACACAGUGGAGCAGCAACAGCAGCGGCAGCGCCCUGAUACUGACAGCCAGAGACACGAUGCAGACCCCAGGCCAGAAGCGGGGGGCUCGCUCCAACACCAGCACCCCACUCAGCCCCACCAAGAUCAGCCGCCUCCAGGAGAAGGAGGACCUGCAGAACCUGAACGACCGGCUGGCCGUCUACAUCGACAAGGUGCGCUCGCUGGAGCUGGAGAACGCCGGGCUCAGGCUCCGCAUCACCGAGACCGAUGACACCACCAGCCGAGAGGUCAGCAACAUCAAGGGCAUGUACGAGACCGAGCUGGCCGAUGCCCGCAAGACCCUGGACAACGUGGCCAAGGAGAAGGCCCGGCUGCAACUGGAGCUCGGCAAGAUCCGGGAAGAUCACGGAGAACUGAAGACCCG